AUGGAGUCGGCCCAACAAAACACCGCCCCACCCGUCGAGGCCGAGGACAAGGAGGCGCGCAUCAACCGCAACCCACACGCCGACUUUGCCGCCGUGGAGGCCGGGCGGCCCGACUAUCCGCACUCGCAGGCCUGGAGCUGGACAAAAUGUCCCGACCCGAAAUGGCGGGCAGGCGAUGGGGCUGGCAGCGGUAGUAACCAGCAGCAGCAGCAGCACUGGCGGGACCGGAGAUGCGUGACCAUCGACCCGGCGCAGAGGCCAGUGGUGCUCAACUACAAGCUGCACGUGUCGACGACGGUGCCGCGGCCCAUUGCGCUGGUGGGCACGGUGGACGGCGAGGGGAGGCCGAACCUGGCGCCUUUUUCGUACUGGCAGAAUGUGACGAUGGAUCCGCCAACGUACUCCAUCUCGUUUGUAGGCGAGACCCCCGGCGACACGCUCAGCAACAUCCUCGCGACGGGCGAGUGCACCAUCAGCAUGACGAGCGACUGGGUCCUGGAAGCCAUGAACAUGGCGUCGGUCAACGCGCCGCCGGGCGUGUCGGAGUGGGCACUGUCGGGGUUGACGCCGCGCGCGUCCGAGUCGGUGAGGCCGGCGUCGGUGCUCGAGUCGCCCUUUGCGGCAGAGUGCAGGCUGCACUCGCACCACGACAUCAAGGGCGUCCGCAACGGCGGCAAGACCACGGCCACGCUCGUGCUGCUCGAGGUCGUCCGCUGGCACGUCUGGGAGGAUGUGCUGGGUGAGGAUGGCUGCUCGGUCGAUCUCGAAGUCAUGAGGCCGGUCUGGCGGGCCGGUGGGAUCGUCUAUGGGACUUGUUUCUCCGGGUUCGAACUGCCCAGGCCGGAGGCGUUUAGGGUGUUGAGGUUGGAUGAGAGGAUCAGGCGGCUGGUGGGCGAGGGUGUUGGUGUACGUGAAGGGUGA
Molecule: messenger RNA, 921 nt
Organism: Pyricularia grisea
Lineage: Eukaryota; Fungi; Ascomycota; Sordariomycetes; Magnaporthales; Pyriculariaceae
Exons: 2
Coding region: 1-921 (306 amino acids)
Molecular function (GO): FMN binding
Source: RefSeq, a predicted model, not a curated record